AUGGACGUCCACAAAGCCCCUCUACUCCUUUGUCUUUUCUUUUAUGCAGGUGUCUUUAAAGCCCAGACCCAGAGCACAGUGUUAAAUGCAUAUGUUAAAACUGAUGGCGCUUGGAUUAUUUCGGUGCAAAGAAGGCAGUACCAUGCAACUUCUGCAGAAGAGUGUGCUCUGAAGUGCAACACAGAAACACAGUUCACAUGCAGGUCCUUUCUGUUCAUUGAAAAAGAUCAGGACUGCAAAACAUUACCAACCAACUCGAAGAUAGAGUCGCUGCUUCGAAGAACAAGUUCAGCUCUGUAUGAGAAGAGUGAUUAUUUACUUGAAUGCGUGACUGGCAUCGGUACCACCUACAGAGGGACAAAGAGCAGGACGAAAUCAGGAACGCUGUGUCAGCGCUGGGAGAGUACGUUCCCUCACAAGCCAAACUACACGCCGAAUACGUAUCCCAAAGCUGACCUGGAGUCCAAUUACUGUCGAAACCCAGAUGAAGACAGCGGGGGCCCCUGGUGCUACACCCUGGACAAGAAUAAGAGAUGGGAGCACUGUGACAUCCACAGCUGCAGUGAGGAAUGCAUCUACUGUAAUGGAGAAGAUUACAGAGGGAAGAUCUCCACUACCAGUGGAGGAUUCACCUGUCAACGCUGGGACUCCCAGAAACCUCACAACCACGGAUACAUUCCCACAGCUUUUCCUGACAAGUACUUGGAGGAAAACUACUGCAGAAAUCCAGAUGGAGAUCCCAGUCCUUGGUGUUUCACCACAAAUCCAUCCAAACGCUGGGAUUACUGCUCCAUCCCUCGCUGCACAGCUGAGCCUCCAACCAUCAUACCAGAAUUGAACUGUGUGACAGGAGACGGGAACUUGUACAGAGGCAACAUAUCUGUGACCAGUUCAGGGAAAACUUGCCAAGAGUGGUCAUCUCAGGUUCCUCAGAAGCAUUCAAAAACAUCAGAAAACUACCCGUGCAAAGGUCUGGAAAACAACUACUGCAGAAACCCUAACAAAGAGAGGAGUCCGUGGUGUUACACCACUGACCCAGAAACCCGCUGGGAGUACUGCAGUAUACCGAGAUGUGGGGAUGAGCCACGCCCAGAAGAACCAGUUAUUGCUCCAGAGGAGGACUGUUACAUAGGAGAUGGCAGCUCAUACCGUGGAGUCACGUCACAGACCAUCAGUGGGAAGAAGUGCCAGUUCUGGAGCUCUCUGACACCUCAUAAACAUUCAAAGACACCACAGGCUUUCCCUAAUGCAGACUUGAGAAGAAACCUGUGCAGGAACCCUGAUGGUGACAGGGCUCCAUGGUGCUACACCACUGACCCCUUUGUGCGCUGGGAGUUUUGUAACAUAGAGCGCUGUGAUAGCGUUCGCCCCACUCAGCCCAAUCAGAGUGGAACUAUCCCCUUGGUCCCCAUACCACAGGCCCCUACUCCUGCACAAAACACAGAUUGCAAACUUGGCAACGGAGUAGAUUAUCGAGGUUCAGUAUCAAGGACCACAUUGGGAGUGACCUGCCAAGAGUGGAGUGCCACAACCCCCCACAGGACCACAUUUAAACCUUCCCUUCACCCUGAGAAGGGUCUGGAGUCGAAUAAUUGCAGAAAUCCUGAUAAUGACCCAAAUGGACCUUGGUGUUACACUACGGAUCCCAGCAAGAAGUGGGACUACUGUGAGGUUCCAGAAUGUGAUACACCAAAAUGUGGACAGCCAACAGUAAAACCAAGACGGUGCUUUGGCCGGAUCGUUGGAGGAUGCGUCUCUAAACCUAACUCCUGGCCUUGGCAGAUCAGUCUCAGAACCAGAAAUGGCAGGCACUUCUGUGGAGGAACUUUAAUCGAUGCUCAGUGGGUUCUUACAGCAGCUCACUGCCUUGAACCAUCAAACAGACCAUCUUUCUACAAAGUAUACUUGGGAAUCCAUACAGAAACCGCACUUGAGCCGUCCAAACAGGUCCGAGACCUGGAGAAGAUUAUAAAGGGGCCAGCAGGAACAGAUAUUGCGCUACUCAAGCUGGAAAGCCCAGCUAUUAUAAAUGAAAAAGUGUCUACAGUGUGUUUGCCUGAGAAAGACUACAUCGUGCCCAGUGAGACAGAAUGCUACGUUACAGGCUGGGGAGAGACCCAAGGAACGGGUGGAGAUGGCACUCUGAAGGAGACCGGGUUCCCAGUCAUUGAAAAUAAAGUGUGCAACCGUCCGGCCUACCUGAACAACCGAGUGAAGGACCACGAGAUGUGUGCAGGAAACAUUGAGGGAGGAACCGACAGCUGUCAGGGUGACAGUGGAGGUCCUCUUGUAUGCUUUGCACAGAACACCUUCAUUCUUCAGGGAGUCACAUCGUGGGGUCUCGGCUGUGCCAAUGCCAUGAAGCCUGGUGUGUAUGUUCGCGUCUCCAAGUUCAUUGACUGGAUCGAAAGAGAGACGGAGUUAAAUUUUUAA
Molecule: messenger RNA, 2433 nt
Organism: Neoarius graeffei (lesser salmon catfish)
Lineage: Eukaryota; Metazoa; Chordata; Actinopteri; Siluriformes; Ariidae
Gene: plg
Product: plasminogen
Exons: 20
Coding region: 1-2433 (810 amino acids)
Biological process (GO): proteolysis
Cellular component (GO): extrinsic component of plasma membrane
Molecular function (GO): serine-type endopeptidase activity; signaling receptor binding
Source: RefSeq, a predicted model, not a curated record